GCCGGGACGGAAGCCAGAAUCGCCUUGGGUCUGGUCGCAAAGAUGGCGUCCUCCGCCUCCUCUCGGACUCCGGCGGGCAAGCGAGUGGUAAACCAGGACGAACUGCGGCGGCUGAUGAAGGAGAAGCAGCGCCAGAGCACCAACCGGAAGCGGAUCGAAUCUCCAUUCGCUAAGUACAACCGUUUGGGGCAGCUGAGUUGCGCCCUGUGCAACACUCCGGUUAAGAGCGAGCUCCUGUGGCAGACUCACGUCCUCGGGAAGCAGCACCGAGAGAAAGUGGCCCAGCUGAAAGGCACGAAGGGAGCCACCCAGGGUCCGUCGGAGAGCGCAGUGUGUCAGUCCGCGAAGAGGAAGGCGCCGGACGCCGGCGGCCAAGAUGCCAAGAGAGGAAAGGCCUCGCCGGUGCCUCAGCCCUCCACAUCGGCGUUGCCCACCCACUUCGACAGAACUGGGAGGGAGUCCAGUAGAGCGACCCCCGGUAAGCCUUUGGGACUCGGUUUGCUCCCUGAUUAUGAAGAUGAGGAAGAAGACGAGGAGGAAGAGCAGGGAGGAGGAGGAGAAGGAAAAAGGGACGCCAGCAAGCAGCUGCCGGACGCACAGGGCAAGGAACACACUCUUCCCUCGCGGGAGGCGACAAGUAGCGUGCUGCCAGACGAUUUCUUUGCUACAAAUCCUCCCAAGGCCCCCUUAGUCCCUCAUUCCGGGUCAAUUGAGAAGGCAGAAAUACAUGAGAAAGUGGUGGAAAGGAGAGAAAACACUGCGGAAGCAUUACCGGAAGGCUUUUUUGAUGACCCUGAGGUAGAUGCAAGGGUACGAAAGGUUGAUGCCCCGAAGGAUCAGAUGGACAAAGAGUGGGACGAAUUUCAAAAAGCCAUGAGGCAGGUCAACACGAUUUCUGAAGCCAUAGUUGCUGAAGAGGAUGAAGAGGGACGGUUGGACCGCCAGAUUGGGGAGAUUGAUGAGCAGAUAGAAUGUUACCGUAGAGUGGAAAACCUGCGGAAUCGCCAAGAUGAAAUAAAAAAUAAGCUUAAGGAGGUUCUAACCAUAAAAGAAUUACAGAAAAAGGAAGAGGAAAAUGUUGACAGUGAUGACGAGGGAGAACUACAGGACUUGUUGUCUCAGGAUUGGAGGGUGAAAGGGGCUUUGUUAUAAAGCGUUAAGGUUCAAGAUUUCUAACAGCCUGAACUUUGUGUGAAAAGUGCACUCUCUCAGUAUAUGGGUUACCGCUAGAGAUUCGGAUACCUAAUUGAGUUGUUGAGAUAAAACGAGCCAGUGAGUGACAGCACUUUGG
Molecule: messenger RNA, 1291 nt
Organism: Tupaia belangeri chinensis (Chinese tree shrew)
Lineage: Eukaryota; Metazoa; Chordata; Mammalia; Scandentia; Tupaiidae
Gene: ZNF830
Product: zinc finger protein 830
Exons: 1
Coding region: 43-1152 (369 amino acids)
Biological process (GO): mitotic DNA replication checkpoint signaling; nuclear DNA replication; mitotic DNA damage checkpoint signaling
Cellular component (GO): nucleus; spliceosomal complex
Molecular function (GO): nucleic acid binding; zinc ion binding
Source: RefSeq, a predicted model, not a curated record